AGUAAUUUUUAUAAUUUAACACAUAGCUACGCUACUACAAAUUGCCCGUAUUGUCAGCAUUUUAACACAAUCUGCACGCUUCGCUGAAAUGCUUCUCCUGGCCGGCGUAAGGGAUGGAAGGGCUAACAGAAGUGUGAUAUGCGUCCUGCUGCCCAUGGCUGUCGCGGUGUUGCUGUCGGUCGGAGUUGAUGGGAUCCAGGAGGAGAACAAACAUGUCCAAGAACAAACGCCACAAGAGAAAGCACCUACUGCUCAUGCCAUUGGCCCCGAGGUCAGUGGAAAUGACUCCAGCAAAUCCGAGAACCUGGGCUUCAUCCAUGCCUUUGUAGCUGCCAUCUCUGUCAUCAUUGUCUCUGAGCUGGGAGACAAGACGUUCUUCAUCGCUGCCAUCAUGGCAAUGCGCUACAACCGCCUCACCGUGCUGUUGGGGGCAAUGCUAGCCCUUGGCUUUAUGACCUGCAUCUCGGUGAUGUUUGGUUAUGCCACCACCAUCAUCCCCAGGAUCUACACAUACUACGUGUCUACGGCUCUGUUCGCCAUCUUUGGUGUGCGCAUGCUGAGAGAGGGGCUGAAGAUGAGUCCAGACGAGGGUCAGGAGGAGCUGGAGGAGGUGCAGGCUGAUAUUAAAAAGAAGGAUGAGGAGCUGCAGAUGUCUAAGCUGUUAAAUGGGGCUGCAGAUGUGGAGUCGGGCUCAGGAUCAAGCCAUCCUCAGAGGAAGUGGCACAGCUUCAUCUCGCCUGUGUUCAUCCAGGCCUUUACCCUCACCUUCCUGGCAGAGUGGGGAGACCGCUCUCAGCUCACCACCAUCAUCCUGGGUGCCCAGGAGGAUCCUUUUGGAGUGGCGGUGGGUGGUACUCUGGGGCACUGUCUGUGCACAGGACUGGCUGUGGUUGGAGGAAGGAUGAUUGCACAGAAGAUUUCUGUCAGAACUGUUACAAUCAUUGGUGGGAUCAUGUUCCUGGCCUUUGCCUUCUCUGCCCUCUUCAUCAAACCGGAUGCUGGAUUCUAAUUGGAGGGAAGACUUUCAGGCAAAUUUUGUACAUAUCUGAAAAGCUCAACUAUGUUUAUUUAGUGUGUGUGUGGUUGAGAGGGAGAAAUAUGGAGAAUAUUCUCUAAUGGGACUGAGCGAGUGUGUGUGAUUUCUGUUCUCUUGUCUUACUAAGUCUGUGAUCCCUCACCGGUCUGAGUCCUGAGUCCUACACUAAGAACAAGACUUACCUCUCCCUCACACUCAGGCCCGUCAGUACUGGGCUUGGGUCUGUUUAUUCAUUAAUUCCCCAUCCUUAUUAUUAUAUUAUGCUUUAAAGUCCUACUCCAAUCUAAUUUUCACCUCAUUUAACACCUGAUUUACGUAACGGGGGGCGCUUUCCUCUUUUGUUCUCUAAUGCACCAGCAUUGUUCCUCAAGCAAGCCGGGAAGUCAAUGACAUCAUAGGGCACCAUCAGACCAACUCAUCAAAAGCCCCCCGCCCCC
Molecule: messenger RNA, 1473 nt
Organism: Oncorhynchus tshawytscha (Chinook salmon)
Lineage: Eukaryota; Metazoa; Chordata; Actinopteri; Salmoniformes; Salmonidae
Product: transmembrane protein 165-like
Exons: 6
Coding region: 89-1009 (306 amino acids)
Biological process (GO): manganese ion transmembrane transport; Golgi calcium ion homeostasis; calcium ion transmembrane transport
Cellular component (GO): Golgi apparatus
Molecular function (GO): manganese ion transmembrane transporter activity; calcium ion transmembrane transporter activity
Source: RefSeq, a predicted model, not a curated record